AUGCAGUCAUGUUUGCUAAGGUUAAAAGCUUCAACGUUAAAUGCGAUAACAUUAUUAACAUUGACCGUAGUGAGCGCAGUUGCGGGUCCGAGAUACAGUUCGAGAAUCGUAGAUACGAAAUCGGGUCCCAUAAGAGGAAUAAUAUCGGAAUUAAAUUCAAAAUUGUUGGAACCCGUCGAAGUUUUUCGGGGAAUCCCAUACGCGGCACCACCCGUCGGAGAAAGGAGAUUCAUGCCCCCACGUCCUCCAAUACCAUGGACGGGUACAAAAUUAGCGGAUACGUUUCCUCCCGUUUGCCCGCAAAACGUACCGGAUAUAACGAACAAAACGAUGGCAUUUUUAAAAAUGCCACGUGGACGAUACCUUCAAUUACGAAAACUAUUGCCGCUGUUGAAAAAUCAAAGCGAGGAUUGCCUUUAUUUAAAUUUAUACGUACCUGGAAGUGUGUUUAGUACGAAGGUAUGA
This is a messenger RNA of Pediculus humanus corporis (human body louse), 465 nucleotides long. RefSeq names its product neuroligin, putative. Gene Ontology annotation, cellular component: cell surface; postsynaptic membrane; synapse. Lineage: Eukaryota; Metazoa; Arthropoda; Insecta; Psocodea; Pediculidae. Gene Ontology annotation, molecular function: neurexin family protein binding; signaling receptor activity. The record is from RefSeq and is a predicted model, not a curated record. Gene Ontology annotation, biological process: presynaptic membrane assembly; chemical synaptic transmission; postsynaptic membrane assembly. The transcript is spliced from 2 exons. The coding region runs from base 1 to 465 and encodes 154 amino acids.